Messenger RNA from Sarcophilus harrisii (Tasmanian devil), 4280 nucleotides. It is a transcript of the gene SLC39A9, whose product is annotated as solute carrier family 39 member 9. Bases 22 to 957 code for a protein of 311 amino acids. Lineage: Eukaryota; Metazoa; Chordata; Mammalia; Dasyuromorphia; Dasyuridae. Gene Ontology annotation, cellular component: membrane. The record is from RefSeq and is a predicted model, not a curated record. Gene Ontology annotation, biological process: zinc ion transport; transmembrane transport. Gene Ontology annotation, molecular function: metal ion transmembrane transporter activity. The transcript has 7 exons.
GACGCUGAAUAUUAGACUUCUAUGAUCAGACAUCCAUUCCAAGGGACCAGCUGCUCACGGAGCGACAGAGAUCCAAUCCCACAAGCCCAACUCAAAGAUGGCGGCUGGCUGGGUCGAGGAGAACCAAAAGAGCGACUAAAGCUGAUAACUGUUUUGGGUGCUGGGCUUCUCUGUGGAACUGCAUUGGCUGUCAUUGUUCCUGAAGGAGUACAUGCACUUUAUGAAGAUAUUCUGGAGGGAAAGCACCACCAGGCCAAUGAGGAACAGAAUGUGAUUGCAUCCGACAAAGCAGUAGAAAAACCACUUGUACAUGAACAUGAGCACAGCCAUGAUCACACAAGAUUACAUGCAUAUAUUGGUGUUUCCCUCGUCUUAGGCUUUGUCUUUAUGCUGCUGGUGGACCAGAUUGGUAGCUCUCAUAUGCAUUCUACAGAAGAUCCAGAAGCAGUUCGAUCCAACAAUUCCAAAAUCACUACUACAUUGGGCCUUGUAGUUCAUGCUGCAGCUGAUGGUGUUGCUUUGGGAGCAGCAGCUUCUACUUCACAAACUAGUGUCCAGCUAAUUGUAUUUGUGGCAAUAAUGCUACAUAAGGCACCAGCUGCCUUUGGCCUGGUUUCCUUCUUAAUGCAUGCUGGACUGGAACGAAACCGAAUCAGAAAGCAUUUGUUGGUCUUUGCACUGGCAGCACCUGUUAUGGCCAUGGUGACAUACUUAGGGCUAAGUAAGAGCAGCAAAGAAGCCCUUUCAGAGGUCAAUGCCACUGGAGUGGCCAUGCUUUUCUCUGCUGGGACAUUUCUGUAUGUUGCUACAGUACAUGUUCUCCCUGAAGUGGGAGGACUGGGUCACAGUCACAAGCCUGACUCUGCUGGAGGAAAAGGACUCAGCCGCCUAGAGGUGGCUGCUCUGGUUUGGGGUUGCCUCAUUCCACUCAUUUUGUCGAUUGGACACCAGCAUUAAAUGUUCAGGUCCCAGACUCUGUCCUUGGUCUUUCAGAAGUCUGAUGUGGAUAGCACAUUACAGCUGCUCAAUUCUUCAGUUCGUCAUCUUACCUUGCCUAGCUCUGCCAAUAUUUCAGAAGCCCAGUGAGGAUUAUGAUGUAAAACUCAAGAGUACUAGAAAUGCUUUUUAACAUAAAAACAUUACAUGUACCUGUAUAAAUCCUUUGGUUAUUUCAUGUUUUUUAAAAGAUCCCUUCAUAUUUGAGUUUUGGGAUUUUGAUUACUGUCUUCUCAGGAAAAAUGAAAUUUAGAUUUCAAGGUAAAGUAGAGGACUUAAUUGCUCACUUUAAAAUAAUAAUUAUUGAAGAUAAAUAUUCAGAAUUCAUCUUUUUAUACCUGGGUUAACACAUAUUGAACCUCUUUAGUUUAAGGGAUCUCUGAACUCAUUUUUGUUUUUAACUUGGUCUUCACCAUUUUGACACUGGUGCUUAUAACAUCUAUGUCCCUUGCCUGAAUUAAAUGCUGAAAGGUAAUUUAAUUUAGGGUUUGUUGAAAGAGAAAAGAAAAUGGUGAGUACACAAAGAGGAAACAACUGGGGUAGCACAGAUUAGUAAGCAAUGAAAAUACUUGCUUCUGCUUCUCUGUAGGAAAAGGUAAAAUCCCAGGAAAUGAAAUAUGGGGAAGUUUCCUUAUACUGAGGUGAACAGUUUUGUAAAAUAUUUUUCUCCAAGUUCCCCCUGAAAGAAUCUCAGCCUUCAGUUGGGAUUCCUGAGGAGCAACAGCACAGCUUUAGGCCCUCUCCAGGGACUUAGAUUUGCAGAGUAUCUUUAGAAAUGAAAAGAUACUAAACUUUAAACAAAUUAUGGAUACUAAGGAGAGAGAUCUCUGGAUCAUUUUUGAAGUUAGAAUAACUGAAUUCCAUGUUGUGAGUUUUCUCGUUUUUAAAAAGUAUUAAUGUUAGUAGAACAGCAGUCCCUAUGGUAAAAAUAAAUGGUGCAUCUUGAGAGUGCUAAGUAUGCUUUAAGUAAGCAUCUCUUGUGGUAAGGAAAAGUCAAAUAGCAUAAAUGAGAAGUGUUUUCCUUGUAAUUAAAAUCAUGUCUCUUGAUCUUUUCCACAUUUGCCUCUGAGAUAAAAGUUUUCCCUCUAAGUUCUUAAAGACAUCUUUCCCUUUUUCUCCUCCCCAUUCUUUCUAUAGUCAGUUCGGUGGUAAGGAUGCUCCUUAAUUCUACAGGAUUUAGUUUUCAUCAGGAUAAUUACUCUUUGGAUUGUAUUGAACCUUAGCUCUUAACUCUAUUCCCAUUUCCUCCAGAUAGGUAAUUUUCAUACAGUGCAAAUUAUCUAAGCCUUUAAAUGGAGAUUUGACACAAUAAUUAAAAUGCUGGACCUUUUUUUUUUUUUUCUUUUUUUUUUUUUUAAAUAAGCUGUAACUAUUCAAUAAGUACUCAGUGAGUUUCUGCCCUCAGUGCUCUGGAUGUUUGGAGUCCCCCUUAAUUCUUUGAUAAGAUUGGAAAAUAAAUGUUAUUGUAUUUUUAACUUUUAAUUUUAAUCCCAGAUCCAAACAUGUUAUUACAUAAAGAGAAACAAGAUUAUUUUCUCCAGGAAAUAAAUUUUUUAUCCCAUAAAAUUAUAUUUGGCAGAUAAGCUAUAAUAUGCUUGUGAUUUCUUUGCUAAUUAUUAUUAAUUAUUAGCUAUAUAUAACAAGGAUUUGUGAGCCCUCCAGGCUGCAGACCAAAUACUGAGUUUAUCUCCUCCCCAUCCCCCUUACAUCACUUAUACUUAAGUAUUCAGAAGAUAUUGUAUAGAAAAUAUGUGACUUUCUUAGCCAGACAAGAUAGAUAUAGGGCCUCAUCUUGUCCUUCAAAAUUACUUGGUUGCCUUGAAUUCUAUCUAACAUUGCACUUUUGCUAUCAGAUAAAUUGCACAAUUUUGGUAUUUAAUUUGGAUGGGAAUUGUAUUAUCUAGCUCUUGUGCAGUGAAUAGAUAUUCAUUACUCUGCUGGCCAAAGACCCUUUCAGCAGUGCCUUGCCAUCAUCUUUAUGAGUUUGGCUAGAAUCUUGCUAUGCAGGGCCUUGGACACGAACAAGGAUUAAACUUUUCCAGAUCUACCUUUAUCUUAAACCUUAACAUCAACCUUAACAUUUGUCAGGACUUAAUAGCUCCUAAGAACAUUGUCUGUAGUUCUUCUUAGACUUUUGUUUUUCUGACCCAGGAAUUCCUUGUCUUCAUUCAAGGUCAGCAGAUAAAAAUAGCCAUAAUAAAUUUGUAGAGCUCAAACACUUCAUGCAGCAGAGCAAUUUAACCAAUAUCUGUUGGUUUAAAAAAAAAGAAAAAAACUUUACUAAUGUGACACUUGCACUGGGGGAGAGGCCAUGAUGAUUUUAACUUAAAUGAUACAUUUCAAUUCUGUUUUUCCCUUAUUUUGAUCUGCCUCUUUAAAUGUGGAUGCCUUAAUACUAUAAUAGGUAUUAAAUCAUUGGCAAUAUGGAAGUUGCUGCCAUGAUUUUGGAUGGAAUUUCAGGCUACCAAAGAGAUACAUAAUGAAAAGCAUUGUUUUCCUACCAGUAGCUAAAGUUCAUUUUAGUUGCAGUCUGGCUCUCUUUAUGGUACGAGACUUUGCUCAGAUCCAAGAUUUUCUCUUGACUAGCAAUUUAAAUGAAAGUCUUUGAAUCAAAAUUAUAUCAAGUAUUAUCAGGUAGCCAUAUAUCAAUUGCUACUUCUUUUUGAAGUAUUGAUCCUUUGAUGUUCAAUUUGGUUCUGCUUUGAUUUUCCAUUGUUAGGUUGUUUUAGUGUAGACAGAUUCUUCACUGGAACACUGAGAAUUGGAAAAUGCACUACCUUCAGAGGCUGCAUGCUCCUUUUUCUUUCCCCCACCCCUUUUAUCCUAACUCCGUGCUCACUACAUCAGCCAUUUUGCUCUUUUUUGUGUUUUUAGUCAAUUGGGAAAGGAGGAAAAAUGGCUGCUUAGAAUAUCUAUUCCUUGUGAUAACAGAGAAAGCUUUUUUCCCCACCAGCCUAUACGCUGCCUGAUUUUCCCCUUUUAAAUAGAUGAGAAUUGGCAAGGACAACUUACCAGCAUCAGACUAUCUUAAGCACCUGAAAUACAUGACAUGUUGGUAGUGAGAUGCUGAGCACAGGAUUUUGAUCACUGUCUCAACACAAACCCCAAAGAACAUUCCUGCUUAUUGUGUGUAUAAAUCUGAGAGACUUAGGACACUUAUUGAGAACUGCUAAUUGGAGGAACCCUUUGUAUUUUUCUUACAGGAAUCUUCCUUGCAGUGCUAAAUAUGUGCCUAGUUACAAUAUAUUCACUGUUUCCAAAAAAAAAAAAAAAAAGAUGCUGUG